Messenger RNA from Cyclospora cayetanensis, 2634 nucleotides. RefSeq lists its product as uncharacterized. Bases 1 to 2634 code for a protein of 877 amino acids. Lineage: Eukaryota; Apicomplexa; Conoidasida; Eucoccidiorida; Eimeriidae. Gene Ontology annotation, cellular component: nucleus. The transcript has 7 exons. Gene Ontology annotation, molecular function: RNA cap trimethylguanosine synthase activity. Gene Ontology annotation, biological process: 7-methylguanosine cap hypermethylation; 7-methylguanosine RNA capping. The record is from RefSeq and is a predicted model, not a curated record.
AUGUGGUGGUCCGUUACUCCAGAGCAGCUCGCUAUGCAUACAGCUGAGCGCUGCUCCUGCGAUUUGUUGCUAGACGGCUUUGCUGGGGCUGGAGGCAACGCAAUUGCCUUUGCCAGGUCUUGUGGAUUCGUCCUCGCCUGCGAAAUCGAUAAGGCACGAAUCGGACUUGCGAAGGCCAACGCUGCAGUUUAUGGGCGUGAUGUGGCCUCCCGUAUGGAUUUCAUCCUUGGAGACUUUGCAACGCUCACCUCGCGCCAGCUCCGCAAGGGCAUCUUUGAUUGGGCUUUCUUGGCACCCCCUUGGGGAGGCCCUACAUACAAUGCCCGGGAGGUCUUUGACUUACGCGAAAUGGGAGGACAAAUUGACUUCCGCCUUGCGCUGCGACUCGCCCAGCGCGUCGCCCCACGCGUUGCUGCUUUCUUACCUCGCACGGUGCCCCUCUUGCCGAUGCUCCGCGAGGCGGUGUUGUUCAGCUUACGCGACGAAAAGGAAAGAAAGAAGGCUUUGUCAUCUGAGGAUCCGAACCAGGAGGCCGCCACCUCAGUUGCAGAAGUUCGUGCUGCCAACGCUACAGCGGAUGACCAAGAGAGUGGAGAGGGAGGCGAGUCUGCUCUCCGGCAUCCAGCGAAGCCUUGGCUGCAUAUAGAAUUGGCUGUCAGUCGAUCAAGGCGGGACGCAGGAAGCGUGUCAUUUGAUCGACUCGAGAGCUACGAAGACCUCGUACACCUGGCGUCUGGCCUUCGUCGCGUUUUCUCCAAGGCGCCGAUCUCGAAGCUUUUGGUAGAUCCUGUCGAUUCAUGUGACUUAGUGCCAUCUGCUGGCCUUGUAGAAGAGAAAGGAGAGCUUGAAUCUAGCGCGAAGCGGAGAAGAACGGCCAAAUCUGGUAAAGGGGUGCCGGAACUGUGCGAGGCUUCCCAUCCACCAAAGGCUCACGACCGGCGCUGGCAAGCCGAGGAAGCAGCGAAAGAAGAGUUUGAGCUUUUUGGCGAACGCAGUCAGCUAGGCACGUGCGGAGUCCUUGUGGACGCCGUUGCGGAACGGUGGAAGGUGUACAAGGAGCUCGACCUCUCCCCAACGGAGUGGCGGUGGCUCCCUGUGGAUUUGCUGUGGGGGGCGGCUCCACUAACCAGGGGCUCCAUCAGUGACCCUUUUGCGCGCCUUAGUCGACUCGUCCUUGCUGCAAAGAAAAAUGAAGAGCAGGAGGAAGAACAGCAACAACAAGAGCAGGAAGGACCCUGUUGCCUCCGAGCACCGUUGAUGAAGGAGCUGCAGGCAUCCCCCGUACCAUGUAUUUGCCGCGAGAUUUCUUCGUGGCGCUGGCGCGCAGUGGGGCUAAUGGCCUUCUUUGGCGCCUCCUCGGAGAAGCGUGACACUACUCAAGGUGACCUUUGCGCCGAUGCAAAAAAACCCUCAACGCUGUUCGCAAACACGGAAGCCUCCGGUACUUCCACGAAGCUAGCAGCAGGUAAGGAGUCCGUAAACGGGGACAUAGUGCAUGAGGAGGUACAGCGAAAGAUGCGGCGACGGGCACUGAAGGCGGAGUUGCAGACUCUGCUUCAAGACGCGCUUCACCUUUCAGGCCUCAUGGAUCCGGAUGCUGUAGUCCUGGGGCAGAGGAGCCAGCCGCUUACAUUGAAAUCAGAAUCAGCACUUGCUCCGAGUGCAGGAGCGCAUCCCCAUUCAAAAAAUACAGCAACUGAGGUAUUCGUAUCCCCGGAGGAGCUGAAAUCGAAGCCGUCACCCGACACAGGGAGAACUCGUGUCGUUUGUGAGACGCCGAAUAUACAACAAAGCAGUCAUGCGAUUUCGGCGAGCAGUCUCGCAUGUUUUGCUCGGCAGACUGUUGAAUCGUGCUCUAUUUCGAAUGGGAGGGUCUGCAAUUGCUUUUAUUCACAAAAGAAUGCAGAAUGGCGUCAGCAACCGAGAAGGGGGCUCCUGCCACCGGAGAGCAGCCACGCAUCAUCUCCAAACAACGGGGAUAAUACAGCCAUUUGUACUGCAAUACCCCGUAGUGAGUGGAGGACCUUUGAGCGUCGUCUCAUUGCCACAGGCAGCAGAAAGCUCUCCAAGGCCCGCGGGAAUUGCAGCUGUUCCAGAUGUAGCAAUAAGGGGGCCUCAGAGGAUUCCUACGAUGACAGGGCAAAGACAAGAUGCACGUGGAAGUCAGCUUUGUGGAGUGAGUGCGAAAAGCUCGUACACAUUUACCUGACAGCUGCCUGCAGUUGCACCACGACGCUCCGCCUCGCUGUCAGGCCACCCAUAGGCAAGAAGAAACGAAGAAAGCGGGCGCAGAAAGUGCCGCUCUUUGCGGAACCUUUGCAACCGGAUGCUCGUGCGCAGUUUCUGAAACGCGUUGGCGAUGCAUAUGCAUCGGCCUGCUGGGGCCAUGAGGCUGCAGUGACGGCAUACGCAACAGACCAGACAGAUACGAGAAAUAUGUUUGAGGGGACCCCUCAAACCUCAGACAUUCCUGCAGGUGAUGCACAGUCCUCGAAUAGGGCAAUUGGUGACAGCCAGGCUGCGCUGCUUUGGACCCCUGAGGAAGUCCUGCAUUGGCAGUUCAGCUGUAGCAUGUGGUGCAACUCAGCUCUGCGGCUGCUUGUUGCUCAGCGUGUAAGAACUCUUUUGGAGUAA